AUGACGACUCCAAAGACUUUAGGUUUCUGGGAACUAUUCAAAUAUCGAAAGCCAGUGAUAUUUUAUGGUGGCAAAUUGCAUUUCGUCGAACGAAACUCGGCACAUGAAAAUAAAGAGUCCAGGAAUUAUGCGCUUUUUCGCGUGUACAAUCUAAAGUGUUCGCUUGCGAAAUUGCGUCAAGAAAUAAUUUCUAUUGUUGGCCUAUCGACAAAAAUUGAAUUCACGCAUAGUUCAGCAUAUGCGAAAAGUUCCAUGCAAUCUUUGGGUGAUGAGAACACAAAUACAUCAAAAUGUGAUGUGGUGAAGAUUAGAAUACUAUUCAGAAAUAGUACACACCAAACUGUAAUCAAUCGUCUAUACUCAUCGUUAGCAAUACGAGAAUUGACAGAAAACGGAUUCAACGAUUGGAUCCCACUGGACAUUACAUCAUACCACAUAAUAGAGCCAACGUGGCGUCUAAUUGUGGUUUCUACGGAUAAUUGGCCACCACACAGUGACGUUGUUAAGCAGACACUCUUGACGUCUGGCAUUGACGAUAUUAUUCGUAAACAAAACACGUAUCAAGGAUUAGCGGAAUUGUUUCAUGGACAAGUUUAUAAAGUAGAGCGUGAUAAUAAUCAUGGUAGUGGAAAUGCUGCCGAUCCUUUGAUCGUGGUGGAGACGAGAACUUUUAAUUCGAAUCCGGUGUUUGUUGAAGUAUAUAAUUGGAUUUUUGAGUAUGGAAUGCUGAAUGAAGAGAAUCUCGAUACGUGUUUUAUUUCACUGCUAGUUAGUUCAUUAAAUGUAUACACAUCACUUUUUUGCCUAAAUGAUGUUUAUGAAAAUCUGAGUACUCAUGGAUGGGGCUCAUUUGGAAACACCAUCUUCAAAGGGGAAAGUCCAAAUGUCACAUUGAUAAAACGGAUAAUUAAUCUUGAGCAAGUGUUGACAGAAAUCCAGUUGGAUUCGUUUAAGAAUCAUACAUAUAAACUUCAUGACGCUAUUGACCGAUUAACAAGUCUUUUCGAAAAAGAUGCAAAAGAUCUUGAGAUGCGCACCAGGAUUUAUAUUGUGCGGAAAUUGAGAAUUUUAUUGAUGUUUGUACUAAUGACCGCUAUAUUCACAAUUGUUGUGGUGUAUCAUUAUUGGAAUAUGCAACAGAGACUGUUUUCGAUUCAAGAGAUGACUUGGCUAUUCUGUGUACUAUCGAUCUUCACUUUUAUCAUACUAUACACCAAACAAGGGAUCAACAAUUACGCAAGGUUCUCUGCAUGGUUUAUGAAAGCUGCGCAGCUUCAUCGCGAGACAGUCAAGGAUGUGCUUUGGGACCUUCGAGAGAAUCUUAAUCGCGUUAUCGUAGAUUUGAAUGGGCGUGAACUGGUGCUUCGUUAUGUGCUCAAUUGUAUUGUAGAUGUUUGUAGUGAUUUGCGUGACACUAUUUCGAAUUUCGGAGAAAUUUAG
Molecule: messenger RNA, 1440 nt
Organism: Ambispora gerdemannii
Lineage: Eukaryota; Fungi; Glomeromycota; Glomeromycetes; Archaeosporales; Ambisporaceae
Source: the annotation of a GenBank genome assembly